AGCACGAUCUAUCACGACGAUCAGCGCGUAUCCCUGACAAAAGCACACAGACAGCUCGUAUUCGCGGCUGCAAAGCUCGAGCUCAGAAAGAUCAGCAAUGGCGUUUCUCUCGCGGUCGAGGAGCCACGCUGUCCCCUCGGCGCUGCUGGUGCUGCUGCUCUUGUCGGUGGCCUCGGCGGCCGCGGUGGGCGUGGCGGCCAAGACGGACGUCCACGACGUCGCGGAGGAGAGCAACAAGGACGAGGAGUCAUGGACGGGCUGGGCCAAGGACAAGAUCUCCGAGGGGUUGGGGCUCAAGCACCAUGCCGACGUCGACGAGGAGGAGACCGCGCGCAAGGCUGGCCACACCGUCAAGUCCGCGCGCGAGUCCGCCCAGCACACCGCCUCCGAGAUAGGGAAGAAGGCGGGGUACGCCAAGGAGACGGCGGGAGAUGCCGCGGCCGGCGCGUCGAACAAGGCCGGGCAAGCCAAGGACCAGGCUAAGGACACGGUGAAGGACGCGGCCGGCGAAGCGUCCAACAAGGCGGAGUACGGCAAGCAGAAGACCAAGGAGGCCGCCGAGGCGGCGAGCGAGAGUGGUGCCGAGGCGCACGAGCGGUCGAAGAAGGGCAAGGCCAUGGUCGAGGAGAAGGCCCGAGAGAAAGCCGGGCAGGGGUACGAGAGCGCCAAGGACGCGGCCGGCAAGGCGCAGGAGACGCUGAGCCAGACCGCGGACGCGGCGGCGGAGAAGGCCGGGACGGCCAAGGACGCGGCGUGGGAGAAGGCGGACAAGGCCGGCAAGAAGGCGCAGGAGUCCAAGGAGGCGGCCAAGGGGAAGGCAACGGAGAAGGCGGCGUCCGCCAAGGACGCGGCGUGGGAGACGGUGGAGGCGGCCAAGGAGAAGGCCGGCGAAGGGUAUGAGAGGGUGAAGGAGAAGGCGCGGGAGACGGCGGACACGGCCAAGGAGAGGCUGGAGGAGGUGAAGGAGAGGGUCGCUGGGCCCGACGUCGCCGCCGUCGACGGCAAGGGGAAGCACCGGAGGGCGGACGUGGACAAGUACCGGUCGGAGUCGGAGGACGAGCUGUGAGGAGAGCCCGCCGCGGCGGGUGAUGUUUGCAUUCAGUGUCCAGGUCGUUUUCAGCGUGUUCAAAGCUAGUUUUUUUUUUCUUUCCUACACGGAUCUGUAUACUAGUCUUCUGUUUCAGCCUCGACCAUAUGCUGUUCCUGCUCUUAGUACAAUAAUCUGAUGACAUGCACACAAACUUCGCA
Zea mays is the source of this 1248-nucleotide messenger RNA. RefSeq lists its product as uncharacterized. Bases 98 to 1066 code for a protein of 322 amino acids. The record is from RefSeq and is marked validated. The transcript is spliced from 2 exons. Lineage: Eukaryota; Viridiplantae; Streptophyta; Magnoliopsida; Poales; Poaceae.